CACGAAUCACUUUGACACCCAUGCAUGCAAAGCGAGCCUGGGGUUGUUUGUAAAUCGACCGAACCUCCUGGGAAACUAACAAGCAAAAAAGAUUAACAUGGCCGAAAAAUUUGUCUCAGAUGAUAUGGCCGCCCCGGUCAAGGAGGCGUCUGUCAUGGACGCUGAUGAGCUGCGACUGGCUCAGAUGGGUCAUACCCAAGAGCUCAAGCGUCAUUUCAACAUCUUGUCUCUGAUUGGCCUUGCUUCGACAACAACAAUCUCAUGGACUGGCCUCGGACUGAGUAUUGUCACGGAAAUAAAUGCUGGUGGACCGAGUGCCAUCAUAUAUGGCUUCAUUCUUGUCACGAUCCUCCAGUCUUUCUUAGGCGCCUCCCUCGCCGAGUUUGUGUCCAGCUACCCAACCGAAGGAGGCAUGUACCACUGGAUUGCUGCCGUUGCUCCUAGGAGGUCGAGUGCAUUCUUGAGUUUCAUUACCGGUUGGCUGACAGUCUGCGGCUGGAUCUUCACCACAGCCUCAACCAAUCUAAUUUUUGCCCAAGUUGUCCAAGCGCUGUAUGCUCUCUAUCACCCGGACCUGGUGAUCAAGAACUGGCAGACUUUCAUCAUAUAUCAGAUUCUCAACCUGAUGACAGCUGCGGUGGUUUUGUUUGGCAACAAGAUUAUUCCAGCAUUAAAUAGAUUCUCCCUAUUCUACCUCCAAAUCGGCUGGCUCGUCGUUCUCGUCACGGUAGUUGCGUGCGCCCCGACACAUCAAACCAAUGAAUUCGUUUUCAGAAACUGGAUCAACAACACUGGCUGGGAGAAUAACGUCAUCUGUUUCAUCACUGGUCUUGUCAAUCCCUUGUACAGUCUGGGGGGCCUUGACGGAGUUACCCAUAUCACUGAAGAGAUGCCUAAUCCCUCCCGAAAUGCGCCCCUCGCCAUUGCCAUCACCCUGACCAUCGCAUUUGGAACAGGUGUGACGUAUCUCAUCACGCUGAUGUUCAGUGUUCAAGACUACGCGGCUCUGUCGACUACAAACACCGGUCUGCCCCUUGCCGAGCUCUUUCACCAGGUCACUCAGUCGGCCGGCGGUGCUUUCGGCCUGACAUUCAUUCUAUUCAUCGCUCUCGGGCCUUGCGUCAUCUCGUCCCAAUUGUCGACUUCGCGAGUUCUUUGGGCCUUUGCUCGUGACGGUGCCAUGCCAUUCUCCGAUAUUUGGGCCCGUGUCAGCAAGCGUUUUGGCAUCCCAUUCAACGCACAACUAUUAGUCGCCGCCGCGAAUGCAGCGUUGGGUUGUAUCUACCUCGGCAGUAGCACGGCAUUCAAUAGCAUGCUUGGUGCAGCCGUCACGAUCAACAAUGUUGCAUACUUGAUCCCCAUAGCUACGAAUAUGCUUACUGGUAGGGCUAAUAUGCACAAGGGUGUUUUCCACAUGGGCAAAUGGGGCUGGCUUGUGAACGGCGUGACUGUGGCUUGGCUUCUCUUUGCUAUCAUCUUCUUUAGUUUCCCGUACAGCAUGCCCGUCACAGUGCAGAAUAUGAACUACACAUGUGUUGUGGUUGGAGGGCUACCCAUUCUCAUAUUGAUAUGGUGGUUUGUGGGUAGCAAGAAGUAUAAGGACAAGAUAGCCCGGGCAAAGGAGGAUUAAAAUGCUUCUAGCUGUAGCAAAUGGCCAAAUUAUGCCUUAAAAUGG
Molecule: messenger RNA, 1675 nt
Organism: Talaromyces proteolyticus
Lineage: Eukaryota; Fungi; Ascomycota; Eurotiomycetes; Eurotiales; Trichocomaceae
Product: putative choline transporter Hnm1
Exons: 5
Coding region: 98-1630 (510 amino acids)
Biological process (GO): transmembrane transport
Cellular component (GO): membrane
Molecular function (GO): transmembrane transporter activity
Source: RefSeq, a predicted model, not a curated record